This is a messenger RNA of Linum tenue, 1071 nucleotides long. Lineage: Eukaryota; Viridiplantae; Streptophyta; Magnoliopsida; Malpighiales; Linaceae. The record is from the annotation of a GenBank genome assembly.
AGUUGGGCUGAGACUGUAAGUUCAAACGCAAAAUGGACCAGCCCACAGGCUUUUAAGUCCAAUAUGCUUCCUCUCCAACCCAAUGAAUACACACUGUAGAGUAGGCUUGGCCAAUUAGGGUUUUUGAGGUUUCCCUUCCCUUAUAUUCCUCCUCGCCCCAUUUUUGACAGAGCGGCGAUCUUUUCAGUGCGAGAAAGAGGACGACGGUGAAGGGAAAGCUCGGACACAGGGAACUUCUCGUCAUCAGAGCCCGCAACCAUGGUGCACGUCGCAUUCUACCGCAACUAUGGGAAGACUUUCAAGAAGCCUCGUCGUCCCUAUGAGAAGGAACGUUUGGAUGCUGAGCUGAAGCUCGUGGGAGAGUACGGUCUGCGAGCCAAGAGGGAGCUGUGGAGGGUCCAGUAUGCACUGAGCCGCAUCCGUAAUGCUGCUAGAAUGCUUCUGACUCUGGAUGAGAAGAACCCACGUAGGAUCUUUGAGGGUGAGGCCCUUCUCCGAAGGAUGAACCGCUAUGGACUCUUGGAUGAGAGUCAGAACAAGCUCGAUUAUGUCUUGGCCUUGACUGUUGAGAACUUCCUUGAGCGCCGGCUGCAGACUAUUGUUUUCAAGGCUGGGAUGGCUAAGUCUAUCCACCAUGCUCGUGUUCUCAUCAGGCAGAAACAUAUCAGGGUUGGAAGGCAGGUUGUGAACGUGCCAUCUUUCAUGGUCAGGAUUGAUUCGGCUAAGCAUGUUGAUUUCGCUUUGACUAGUCCAUUUGGUAAUGCUGGCGUGAAUGGAAGGGUGAAGAGGAAGAACAUGAAAGCAGCAGCGUCCAAGAAGGGUGGUGGUGGUGGUGGUAGCGAUGAUGAAGGAGAUGCUCAGGAUUAAAGCAGUUAGGUCGCGCCCGACAUCGUAUCUUGCUAUAUCUACAAUUGGCCCUUAAUCUAAACAACUAGUUUUGCCUGCUGUGUUGAAGCAUCAUUUCCAAUGUUGUCGUUUCUUUUGAUUAGAGAUCUUCUGUGGGAACACUCUUACUAGUCUUGCUUCUUCGUUUAGUUAUUAUAAGCACUAAGCAGAUGUUUUGCCUUGUUU